This is a messenger RNA of Drosophila yakuba, 2637 nucleotides long. RefSeq lists its product as uncharacterized. The record is from RefSeq and is a predicted model, not a curated record. Lineage: Eukaryota; Metazoa; Arthropoda; Insecta; Diptera; Drosophilidae. The transcript is spliced from 2 exons. The coding region runs from base 819 to 2546 and encodes 575 amino acids.
AUUAAUUUUUAUCGACUCCAUGUGAGUCCCACCCGGGCGGAGAUCCGUGACACCCGGGUAAGGCUUCUUAGAACAGGGGGUCGCCAGGUACCCUGAGCUCUCCUUUUGAGUCUGGGCUAUUUUGUGACCCGAGCCUUCAGUCAGGCUGACUCUCGGCACGGGUCGAGUGACGCCUUAGUCCGGGCCGGGACGCCCGACUACCAUUUGCCAGCAUCCUCUGGCAGGGACAUAACCUUGCAAGGGGACCUGUUUCCAGCCGCCCUCGCGUGGAGAAUAUAGUCGCAUUUCUGGGUGUAUGGACAAUUACGGCGCGUUCUUUUAGCAAGCUUAAAACUACACGUUAUUCCCCUUAUCCAUCACCCGACUGACGGCCCUAUUGUUUCGGUUAGUAUUUUACUUUUUUCGUCUGGGAAUGGUAUUAUUUCAAAAACUGAUUAUGUCUCUUGGAUAUUAUCGGAAUUUCGUUGGUAUCAGAUUUCAGCCAAGCUGAAGUUUUGAUAUUAAGAAGUUUUUUAGAAUUGACGUGGAUUAAUACAUCGUGCUUUAAAAGUUUUGGAUUAAAGAUACCUAAGCAUGUCAGUUGCAAACCAAGCUCAAUGCCUUCAAAGUAUUCAGUGAAUUGUUGAAAGUAAGUUGAAAAUUAUUAAAGGUAUCAUUUGGUCUUCUUUAAAGUUAUAAUUUAAAUGAUUAGUCAAUUUAAUUCCUUGAGCACUGCGGACUGACAAUAGCUCGCGGGCGAUCCAGACCUUUGAGAAUAGAGUGACGGUAAUUCCACAAUCCUGUAAACUGUGUUCCCAGGAGAACCAUCCUAUCCGAGUAUGUCCGUUAUUCCUACGAAUGCCAGUCGGAGAGCGGAGUCGGAGAAAUAUAUAAAACAGCAGAAGUUGUGUUUUUUAAAUUGUUUUUCUAGAACGCAUCUCCUUAGGGAUUGCACUAGCACGCAUAAUUGCAAUACUCGUAGAGGACGCCACAACACUCUCCUGCACCGAAACGGCACUCCACCAGUCCAAUCAGCGGUCAAUCCUGACCACCAGCCCCACGUAUCCACAUUUAACCACCAGCAAGAUAUACAGUCCACUCCAUUAACGAAUCAACCGAAUGUGCAAACGUUUCUGGCUGUAAACACUCAAGGGGUCCUCCUGAGUACAGCUUUAAUAGAGAUUUGCCAAAUACUCAAAUACUCAGCACGGGAACUUAUUGACUCGGGUUCUGAGGCAACCUUUAUUUCAGAACGCUUGUUCAACUUGAUUAAGUUGCCUUAUGAAUCCAUCCUUGCUCAAGUUUCAGGGCUCAACCUCACUGUUGCGGCUCAGCCCCGUAAGCGCUGUCAACUCAGCAUAGGUUCUCCCGUCAAGCCCCACAUCCAAAUUAAAACUUCUGCAUAUGUACUACCACAACUGGCCGGGAGUUUCCCAUCCUUUACUUUACCUGAAGACUCUUUGGAGCAUUUGCCGCCUUUGCAACUAGCAGACCCAACUUUCUACCGGAGUUCGCAGAUCGACGUUCUGAUUGGUGCCGAUAUCCUGCCAUCGAUCAUUCUCAGCGGCUCCCAUUCCAAUAUCUGUGGCACGCUUCUUGGCCAGGAGACCAUAUUCGGAUGGAUUCUUAGCGGUCCGAUCGCAACAAAUCCCACAAGCAGAAUAUGCUAUUUUUCGUCCCGACUAGCUGUCACUGAGACCAGACUGGACAACAUUCUCACAAAAUUUUGGGAGGUGGAGGAUGUUCCAGUGAAGCUGGUUAGGGAAUCCACCUCGAUUUGCGAGGAAAACUUUGUCCAAUCUACCAAAAGGAACGAGGAUGGGAGGUCGAUCGCACUGGCUCAGUUCCUCCGAAACGAGAUUCGACUGAAUAAAGACGUUUCGUCAAAAAAGCAGUAUUUAGAGUAUUUAGAUUUAGGUCAUAUGCACCAAGUCUCUCCGAACGACUCUAAUAAUUUUUAUUUGCCCCAUCAUUCUGUCUUCAAGCCAGACAGCACCACAACGAAGGUUCGCGUUGUGUUUAAUGCUUCCAAUCCUUCAUCGAACGGGAACAGCCUCAAUGAUAUCCUUCAUGCGGGGCCCGUACUGCAGUCCGAUCUGACUAUCCAGAUUCUAAAAUGGCGUUUCUUCAAGUAUGUUUUCAAUGCUGACAUCACAAAGAUGUACAGGCAAAUUCGGGUAAAUUCGGCCCAUACGCGCUUUCAGAGAAUCCUCUUUCGCAAUAAGGACGGAGAGCUCUGUGACUAUGAACUCGAUACAGUCACCUUCGGCGUAAACUAUGCGCCUUUUCUAGCCAUCCGCGUACUACCACAGUUUGCUCAGGAUAUCCGAGGCCAAUAUCCUUUGGCAAGUGACAUUAUCUCGAACUUCAUGUACGUUGACGAUGUGCUCGCAGGCACUCACACUAAGCGGUCGGCAGUUUUAGCCAUCGAGGAGCUUCGGCUGGCUCUUGAGAGUGCUGGUUUUCCAUUACGGAAGUGGACCUCGAACGAAAGAAAACUCCUACAAGAGGUUCCAAAGGAGCACUUGAUUAGUGCAGACUUUCUUGAGCUUGAAGAGUACGGCUAGUACGGCGAAAACUCUUGGGAUCCGUUGGCAAGCUACAUCUGAUAGUUUUUAUACCCGAUACUCGUAGAGUAAAAGGGUAUACUAGAUUCGU